CAGAGCACCAGAACAGGCAGCGCUAUGGCAAACGAAGCACAAGUCCUCUCCCCGCUGAAAGGGGGGCAUCCUCCUGCAGUAAAAGCCGGAGGAAUGCGUAUUUCCAAAAAACAAGAAAUUGGAGUCUUGGAGAGACACACCAAAAAAACAGGAUUAGAGAAAACAAGUGCCAUUGCAAACGUUGUCAAAAUACAGACGCUGGAUGCCCUGAAUGACACACUGGACAAGCUCAACCAUAAAUUUCCAGCAACAGUGCACAUGGCACAUCAAAAACCCACACCUGCUCUGGAGAAGGUCGCUCCACCAAAAAGGAUCUACAUUAUUCAGCAGCCUCGAAAAUGUUAAGCCGGGACAUAAAACACAGCUGUCUGGUCAACUGCUUCAAGCAUCUGACAACUUAGCAAAAAAGGACCAAAACUUUCUGUAGGUCUACUAAGCUUGCUUGGUAAAUAAAACAGCUUUUGUAUUAUCCCUUUUGACUUUAGGUAAUAAAGCAUCUGAAA
Molecule: messenger RNA, 503 nt
Organism: Tupaia belangeri chinensis (Chinese tree shrew)
Lineage: Eukaryota; Metazoa; Chordata; Mammalia; Scandentia; Tupaiidae
Gene: DAPL1
Product: death associated protein like 1
Exons: 4
Coding region: 25-345 (106 amino acids)
Biological process (GO): cellular response to amino acid starvation; negative regulation of autophagy; apoptotic signaling pathway
Molecular function (GO): death domain binding
Source: RefSeq, a predicted model, not a curated record